AUGGGCAACAAGCGCGGCUGCAGUGCCCUGGAGAAGGGCCUGAUUCUGCUGUUCCUGGGGGUCACGGGGGUCUGCAUCGGCCUGGUGGUGGUCUACGUCCUGGAGGUGAACAGCACCGAUGAGAACGGAGGUGUGGUGGAUGUAGUCGAUUCAGGAUGCGGCGGCCCUCAGCAUCUGAUGGCGUCGCCGGGAGAAUUCACCAGUGGGAAUUUCCCCAGUAACUACGACAACGGGAAGAGCUGCAGCUGGAAGAUUACCGUGGAAGCUAAUAAGGUGAUCCAUCUGUGGUUCGAAGACUUCUUCAUAGAGGACACGGCUACAUGCUCUGGAGAUUUUGUCACCUUAAAGGACGACCUGGGAAUCAUUGGAAAGUUCUGCGGACACGUCAAGCCCAAACCCAUCGUGACUCUGAGUAACACUCUGUGGGUGUACUUUGACACGAACGAAGUCCGCCCAGACAAAGGAUUCCGAGCCAUGUACCGAGCAGUAGCUGCAGAUGCUGUUACAGAAAUAGUAGGAGCUGGUGGCCUUCUCCAAGGUAACCAGGGGGAGCUAUCUAGCCCCGGGUUCCCUGCUCAGCAGUAUGAGAAUGGAGCACUCUACCAGUGGAAGAUCGAGGUGCCUGAGGGAGAGAGGGUCAGGCUGACCUUCUCCUCCUUCCAACUGGUGGCCGAGUCCUGCCUGGACUACGUAGAUGUGUAUGAUGGACACUCUCCGACCGGAGACAGACUUGCUCGCUUCUGCGGUGCCUCCGACCUCACGCCAGUGGUCUCCAGUAGCAACACCAUGGUGGUCCGCUUCAAGACCGACGCCACUCUGUCAGCAGGUGGAUUCCAGGCCGUGUACUCGCUGGCGAGCGAGCCGCCCGUAGAUCCCAAUCCUUUAGAGUCCGGCUGUGGGGACGUGGGCACUCUGAGUGGCAGUAAAGGCGUGAUCCAGUCCAAGGGUUUCCCUGAGCCGUACCCGGCCGGCCUGCACUGCCAGUGGAACAUCACGGUGGCGGACGACAUGAUGGUCAAGCUCCAAAUCACUGACCUGGCCAUUUCUGGGGAGGCAGGACAGUGCAAAGUGGACCAGCUUCUCAUCACUGAUGAUCAGCAGUCAUUCGGUCCACACUGUGGCUUCAUCGUGCCUGCCGUGGUGGUGAGUGUGGGGAACAAGAUGUCCGUGCGCUUCCAGUCGGACUCACACUUGGCUGACCGCGGCUUCUCCGCCAGGUGGGAGGCAGUGUCCCCUCAUGACAUUGGAGAGGCCCAGGGCUGUGGCGAUGCCUUCCACAGUGAGACGGGCGUGAUCAAGUCCCAGAACUGGCCCAUGAACUACGCGCCCAACAAGGAGUGCAUGUGGAGGGUGAGGGUGCCCACGGGCAAACGCAUCACGCUGCGCUUCACCCACUUCGAGCUGGAGCCCGCCAUGUUGGGCACGUGCUACGACAAGCUGGUCAUCUACGACGGCUCCGGGGCUGCCGCCAAGAAAUACGGACCCUUCUGCGGCUCCAAGCUGCCCGCUGAGGUCAAGAGCUCGGGGAGCCAGCUGGUCGUGCGCCUCCACGCGGACUUCUUCACCGAGGCCAAGGGCUUCAGAGCCUACUGGACCACAGACGACACCCUGCCCGUGCCCACAGAACCUCCAGUACUGCCCAACCCAUGGGACAACAUCCCAAUAGACUGGCCUGAGACCUGUGGCAAGCCCCAGGUCCCUCCCCUGGUCACCACCCGCAUUGUGAACGGAGAGCCGGCCAAAGCCCACUCCUGGCCAUGGCAGGUGUCCCUGCAGGUUUGGCCAGAUAGUCGGCCUGAUCCCGAAUUCUUCCACACCUGCGGAGGAACUCUGAUCCAUAAGAACUGGGUCAUGACCGCGGCACACUGCUUCAUCAGGUAUGCAGAUGAGCUUCAGCGCUGGCGCAUCUGCAUGGGCAAACACAACCUCACCCUUGUCGAGCCCAGCGAGGUGUGUUUGGGCGUGACGGGCAUCUAUCGGCACGAGGCCUUCAAGUACCCGGAUGUGCCCACCGUGGAGUUCGACGUGGCCCUGAUGCGGCUGGAUGGCGAGGUCACUCCGACUGUCCAAAUUGACUUUGCAUGCUUGCCCUCCCUGGAGGAGGUCCUGCCCGCCGCCAAGAAGUGCUACGCCAGUGGCUGGGGCGAUGAGAAGGGUAACCCUGCGACGGCCAAGCCAUCAGAGACGCUCAACCAGGUGGCGCUCCCUGUGGUCCCCUACGACACCUGCAAGCGCAUGGACUACUGGUGGUUCCAGGUGAAGCCCUCCAUGAUCUGCUGCGGCUACACCAAACCCGACGAGCUCCAGUCUGUGUGCCAGGGAGACUCCGGCGGACCUCUGGUUUGCCAGGACAGCCCCGCGGCCCCCUGGGAAGUUCACGGGAUCACCAGCUUCGGGCCCAUCGGGUGCAUCAUGGACAAGAAGCCGAGUGUGUUCACCCGCGCCUCAGCCUACAUCCCCUGGAUGGAGAACGUCGUCCGCAGGAACAUCUAUGAGCUCAACACCUCUGGCUGCGGAGGGGCAAGGUACCUGAACAGCACGGCUGGCACCCUGGCCACCAUGAAUCAUCCUCAUAACUACGCCAGCAGUGCCCAGUGCCAGUGGCACAUCCGUGCCCCCGCUGGCAAACUCAUCCACCUGCGCUUCGCCAACUUCUCCCUGGAGGAGAGCCUACUGUGCAUGAACGACAAAGUCACCCUCAGUGACCAGCUGGGCUCAAUGGGCACCCACUGUGGCAUUGGAGCUGUUCCUCAGCCUUUUGUGACGGCGAGUGAGACCCUGAGUGUGACCUUCUCCUCCAAUAACAGGCUCGUGGACACUGGCUUCAUGGCCGACUACCAAGUGGUGGAUCCCAGCGAAGUGGCGAGUCUGGUGGGAUGUGGAGGUCACUUCAGUACUCCGCAAGGGGAGCUGACGUCUCCCAACUGGCCCGGCGGCGACUACCAGAACCGAAGUGUGUGCACCUGGAAGAUCUCCAUUCCCGCAGCCAAGGCCAUCCACAUCACCUUCACCCACUUCGAAGUGCAGGGCGUCAGUCAGCUUGGCCAAUGUUUGGAUUAUGUGGAGAUCUUCAACGCAGAUAUGAAAUCCAUGGGCAAACACUGUGGCUUUGCACCACCCCCCUCGACCACGGUUACCGGAGACACGGCAUUUGUCCGUUUCUUCACCAACGGUGACACCCAAGAGAAGGGUUUCCGUGGAUACUGGACCACCGAUCCUGCCGUCUUCCCCACCUUGCCUCCUCCUCCAGCUAACCCUUGGGACGACAUCGUCAUCACGUGGCCUGACAAGUGUGGAGUGCCAGCGGUGACCCCGAACAUGUCUCUGACCCGAGUGGUGAAUGGGAUCGAGGCUACACCCCACUCCUGGCCUUGGCAAGUGUCAAUGCAGGCCACUCCAAUUGCAUCAGUGAUCCCACAUCAGCAUGUGUGUGGAGGUUCCCUCAUCCACGAGGAGUGGGUUCUUACCGCAGCCCACUGCAUUAUGGCGCCCUUCAGCAAGCCAGGCUUUUGGAAGAUGUGCAUGGGCAAGCACCACCUUAACUCCAGCUUGGACGGCCCCACUGAGCAGUGUGUGGCCGUGGACGCGCUGGUCUCCCACGAGGGCUUCGUCUACCCCCAGGACAACACCGACAUCACCAACGACGUUGCGCUGGUGCAUUUGGCCCAGCCUGUGAACUUCACACGCGAGGUCAGCCCUGUGUGCAUGCCCAAGCCUGACUUUGUGCUGCCCGCUGGCAAGCCCUGCUUCGUCACUGGCUGGGGUGAUGAGAAAGGUAAUCUAUUCCCUGUGGUGGCUGACAAGCUGAACCAGGCCCCUCUGCCCGUGGUACCCUACUCCACCUGCAGCACACCCCAGUACUGGUGGGACAGCGUGCGGCCCUCCAUGAUCUGUGCUGGUUACGGGCUGCCAGAUGAACUCAAGUCAGCAUGCCAGGGCGACUCUGGCGGCCCGUUCGUGUGCCAACCGGAAGUCACCAGUGCCUGGGAGGUGCACGGUAUUGUGAGUUUCGGUCCGCGCGGCUGCAUCCAGGACAAGAAGCCUUCAGUGUUCACACUAGGGCUGUCAAAAUUGCUCAAAAAUGACGUUCGACUGCAGAGUGAUGUCCUGGACCUGGUCUCGGCUGUCGGUGCAAUACGUAUCGCCGAAGAGACACCCCAUAGCAGAUAA
This is a messenger RNA of Sardina pilchardus (European sardine), 4170 nucleotides long. RefSeq lists its product as uncharacterized. The transcript has 26 exons. The record is from RefSeq and is a predicted model, not a curated record. Gene Ontology annotation, molecular function: serine-type endopeptidase activity. The coding region runs from base 1 to 4170 and encodes 1389 amino acids. Gene Ontology annotation, biological process: proteolysis. Lineage: Eukaryota; Metazoa; Chordata; Actinopteri; Clupeiformes; Clupeidae.